UUAGAAAUAAUUGAGGGGAAAACAAAAAUACAAUAAUUAUUGUUUGAAACGCCAUAUUUCUCCUUAAUAAAAGCUUUUUCUCUUUAUUAAUAUGUUAGAAUAAUAGAAGGCCAAAAAAAUAUGUUAGAAUAAUAUGUGAAAAACUUAUUAACAUUAACUACUAAAAUUAUAUUGCUAAUAACGACUAAUUAAAUAAAAAUAUUACUACUUAUUUAAUGAAAUUCUAAUGACUAAUUAACUUUUUUUUUUUUUUUUGGUUCUAGACCAAUUAUUGAAAUGCUAGCAAGUGCUGGGUAGGAUUGGUGAUGGUCUCGUCUGUUCCAUUUUUCCUUGCUGAGAGUCCUGCAACUACUUUCAAGUGUCAAACCAUACUAAUGGUUUUAAAAGGCUUUCUAAGUUGAGGAGUUUGGAAAUCCUUGAUCUUACUGGCAAUUACUUGAAUAAUAAUAUCUUAACAUCUUUGAGUGAUCUUCUAUCUCUUAAAUCUCUAAAUCUAACCUACUGCAACUUAAUGAUAGCAUCAAAUCACAUGGAGGGUUUCAUGAGGUUUUCUAAUUUGAGGAAUUUGAAAAUCCUUGAUCUAAGUGGGAAUGACUUAAAUAUUUAUAUUUUAACAUCUUUGAAUGAGCUUCCUUCUCUCAAAUCUUUGAGUUUGGAAGGCUGCAACUUAAUGACAGCAUCGAACCAUAGAGACGAAGCUGAUUUUGAAAAGCUGUCAAGAUUUCGCCAUCUGGAAUUUCUCGACUUAAGUGAUAAUAUGGACUUGAACAACAACAUUCUAUCAUAUUUAAGUAGUUUUUCAUCUCUAAAAACUCUAAUCUUGUCCAUUUGUGGACUAAAUGGCACUUUGAGUACUAGAGAAUUUGAUGCUUUAAGAUGCUUAGAAGAGCUACGAAUGAGCUACAACAAACUCAACCAAUUUGUUUCCACUAAUGCAAAUACAAGCUUUAGCAAAUUAAAAACUCUUUAUCUUGAUGGAAUAUUUCCUGAGGAAAGCAGUGUGCCAGCACAGUUAUCACUAGAGGCAUUCCCAUCACUUAAGAGACUCUAUUUGACAGAUAACUAUCAUCUAAACCAAACCAUGUUUAUUCAAACUUCGCAAGUUUUGAGCAAUCUAGAGGAACUUUUCUUGGAUCAAUCCCCUCUUAGCAUAAACUUUCUGCAAAAUAUUGGUGCAUUGACUUCUCUUAGGUCAAUAUCUCUAAGAAAAUGUGGAUUCACAGGAACCUUACCAACUCAAGGUUGGUGUGAUUUGAAGAACCUUGAAGAGAUGGAUCUUUCUGGAAAUGAAUUGGUAGGGAUACUACCUUCUUGCUUGGCUAACUUGACAUCUCUUCGACUUUUGGAUAUCUCCCAAAAUCUGUUCACUGGAAAUGUUGCAUCUUCUCCCCUAAUUAAUCUUAUUUUGCUCCGAUAUCUCUCAAUUUCUACUAAUAAAUUUCAAGUUCCAGAUUCCUUCAGGUCAUUUGCAAACCAUUCCAACCUUAAAGUCUUCUUAAGUGAUUUCAAUCAAUUGGUUCCAGAACAUGAUCAUGUUCAAACAAGGGUUCCCAAGUUCCAGCCAAGAGUCCUUAGUUUGUCAAACUGUACGGCAAAUGAGGAAAUCACUAAACCUCCUAGCCUUCUCUAUUACCUAUAUGACUUGAGAUAUGUUGAUCUUUCAUCUGACCAAUUUAUGGGGGCCUUACCUUAUUGGUUGUUUGAAAAUAAUACGAGAUUAGAGGUUGCUAUUUUGAAGAACAAUUCUUUCAUGGGUUCUUUCCACUUGCCAUCACAACCUAAUCUUGAUGUUUGGGAAAUAGAUAUUUCGAAUAACCAAAUACAAGGUGAAAUCCCAUUAAAUAUCAGUAUGAUUUUUCCAUAUUUAACAUGGUUAUUCUUGUCUGGCAAUGGCUUUGGAGGAAGAUUGUCUAAGUGGUUGGUUAGUAUGAACUAUUUAUACUUUUUAGACUUGUCCAGCAACCAAUUCUCUGGAACAUUACCAAAAGAGUUUGUUAUAGGAAAAUCAUUAAUUUAUCUUAGACUUUCAAAUAACAACUUGAUUGGGAAAAUACCUCCUGGUUUAUUUAAGCUUCAAUCAUUGGAAGCAUUGUAUCUGGACAGAAACAAUUUUGAAGGAGAGAUAUCCAAUGUCUACUUUUCUAGGGCCUCAUAUCUAAGAAUAUUGGACAUUAGCAACAACAAUUUGUUAGGAAAGCUUCCAAGAUGGACAAAGAAUCUCCUUUAUUUGAUUGAAUUGGAUUUAUCCAACAAUCACUUUGAUGGAUCAAUUCCAGAGGAAUUUUGCUAUGUUGCCAGCCGUCAGCUCGACCUAUCUCACAACAAUUUAUCUGGGUCUCUACCACAUUGCUCUAGUCCACCCUCACGAUACUUAUCACAAAUCUAUUUGAGCAAAAAUAGACUAAAUGGUCUUCUAACACAUUCAUUCUUGAACAUCUCUUCAUUGGAGAUACUAGAUCUUGGAGAAAACAACCUUUCUGGAGGCAUUCCAAAAUGGAUCAGCGACCUUUCUUCCUUGAGGAUCUUGCGUCUAAAAGAAAUGGAAGCUAGCUUAAUGCAAGAGGUAUAUACACAAUUGGGUAGCCAUGGACAACAUUGGAUAGAACUUGUUACCAAGCGGUGGCUUAAUCCCACUUGCAAUGGGAAACUUAAGUGACAUUCAUUCACUUAACUUGUCCCACAACAACUUAACUGGACCCAUACCUUCUACCCUCUCAGAUUUGAAGCAACUUGAAAGCUUGGACCUUUCUUUCAAUGAUUUGACUGGUGAGAUUCCAUCUCAA
Molecule: messenger RNA, 2783 nt
Organism: Rubroshorea leprosula
Lineage: Eukaryota; Viridiplantae; Streptophyta; Magnoliopsida; Malvales; Dipterocarpaceae
Source: the annotation of a GenBank genome assembly